AGCUCGUCGUUGUCUGAGAAGAUGUCUGGUCGCGGGAAAGGUGGCAAGGGGCUGGGGAAGGGAGGCGCCAAGCGGCACCGCAAAGUCCUCCGGGAUAACAUCCAGGGCAUCACGAAGCCCGCCAUCCGCCGGCUCGCCCGCCGAGGUGGCGUCAAGCGCAUUUCUGGGCUCAUCUAUGAGGAGACCCGGGGAGUCUUGAAAGUCUUCCUGGAGAACGUGAUCCGCGAUGCGGUGACUUACACCGAGCACGCCAAGCGCAAGACGGUCACCGCCAUGGACGUGGUGUACGCGCUGAAACGCCAGGGCCGCACCUUGUACGGCUUCGGCGGCUGAGCA
This is a messenger RNA of Neogale vison (American mink), 336 nucleotides long. Its product is annotated as histone H4. NCBI's taxonomy places the organism in Eukaryota, Metazoa, Chordata, Mammalia, Carnivora, Mustelidae. Gene Ontology annotation, cellular component: nucleosome. Gene Ontology annotation, biological process: nucleosome assembly. The coding region runs from base 22 to 333 and encodes 103 amino acids. Gene Ontology annotation, molecular function: protein heterodimerization activity; DNA binding; structural constituent of chromatin. The transcript has a single exon. The record is from RefSeq and is a predicted model, not a curated record.